Messenger RNA from Populus trichocarpa (black cottonwood), 1523 nucleotides. RefSeq lists its product as uncharacterized. The record is from RefSeq and is a predicted model, not a curated record. Lineage: Eukaryota; Viridiplantae; Streptophyta; Magnoliopsida; Malpighiales; Salicaceae. The transcript has a single exon. The coding region runs from base 363 to 1217 and encodes 284 amino acids.
AAAGCAGCUGAAAAUGGCCCCCCUUCCACUUCCAUCCUAAAAGCUAAACAAUGAGAUAAUCAAAGAUGUUUCUGUUCGAUUGAAAAUGAUAUGGCCAAGACAGGCACUAGGAAGACACAGUCGCCAUUGACAAACAAGCACAAGAUAACCCAAUUCCCACUUGGGGCAACUCCUUCCCACACCACCAAAUCCCUACCCCACUCCCUUUCCAUGUUAUCCACACUUCCCUCCCCUCUUCUUAGCACCACCAGAUCCCCAAUGUCUAAACUUUCAGGCACCAUACUCACAUCAGGAAACAAAACUUUUUGCUCAUGGAACUGAACUGAACUGUUUUGUCUCUCUACAUUUCUAAUCCACUCAAAAUGGCUCUUGCACGGGUAAUUUCCACUCACAAACCCUCAUUGAAUCCCAACACAACCACCCUUUCCGCAUUAAACCCAAAUAAUCUCAGUUUCCUCUCCAAUUCACCUCCAUCACUUGCUUCACUCCUCCAUCACCGCCGCCACAAAAGGCGAACCGCCUCAUUAAAAUGCUCAGCUUCGUCAUUCUCCGAGAAACACCACAACACAAACCAUCCAAAAUCAGACGACGUCGUUGAACUCCCACUAUUUCCACUCCCACUAGUUCUGUUCCCAGGCGCAAUCCUCCCUCUCCAGAUAUUCGAGUUCCGUUACCGCAUUAUGAUGCACACCCUCCUCCACACCGACCUCCGUUUCGGCGUCAUCUACUCAGACGCCGUAUCCGGCACCGCCGAAGUGGGCUGCGUUGGUGAAAUCGUCAAGCACGAACGCCUCGUCGAUGAACGAUUCUUCCUCAUUUGCAAAGGGCAGGAACGGUUUCGUGUAACGAAUGUAGUCCGUACGAAACCCUAUUUUGUCGCGGAGGUGACGUGGCUGGAGGACAGGCCUUCAGGGGAGGAGGACCUGGAGGCUUUAGCGACGGAAGUGGAGACGUGUAUGAAGGAUGUUAUAAGAUUGUCAAAUCGGUUAAAUGAGAAGCCAGAAAAGGAAGCGCAAGAUUUGAGAAGGAAUUUGUUUCCGACUCCGUUUUCGUUUUUUGUAGGAAACACUUUUGAGGGGGCUCCGGGAGAGCAGCAAGCCUUACUUGAAUUGGAGGAUACAGCAACGAGAUUGAAGAGGGAGAAGGAGACUUUGAGGAAUACACUUAAUUACUUGUCAGCUGCUUCUGCUGUUAAGGAUGUGUUUCCUUCUUCAUAGUUUUGGUAAUCAAUAUUUUAUAAAAUGUAUAAGAUUUUACAGUGGAAAACUAUUUAACUGGUAAUUCGAUGUGCGAUUACUGAUCAGCUAGUUUGGAUUGAGAGUGAUUUGUCAACUGGUCUCACAUGCAUCGUUGCUCUGCUCGGGCUCAGCUAUCCAUAGAAGGUAGAAAAACCUUUAGAUCUUGCUAGUGUUUAGAAAGUGCGGAAUUAAUCUGGCUCAUCAAUGUCGUGAUUAUGCCUUUCCUAAUUGAUGAUGUCUGGUAUAAUUGUGUUGUGAUGUCCAUUAAAAGUUGUUCUUCGUUCU